Messenger RNA from Pyrgilauda ruficollis (rufous-necked snowfinch), 1301 nucleotides. RefSeq names its product tropomodulin 4 (gene TMOD4). The record is from RefSeq and is a predicted model, not a curated record. The transcript is spliced from 10 exons. Gene Ontology annotation, cellular component: myofibril; striated muscle thin filament. Lineage: Eukaryota; Metazoa; Chordata; Aves; Passeriformes; Passeridae. The coding region runs from base 190 to 1233 and encodes 347 amino acids. Gene Ontology annotation, molecular function: tropomyosin binding. Gene Ontology annotation, biological process: muscle contraction; pointed-end actin filament capping; myofibril assembly.
AGCGCUGAUCUCAUGCCCCGCGCGGCCCCAGAGCGGCGGCACCGGCCCCGGCUUUCGGGAUCGCCUUUGGGAUCGCUUUUGGGAUCGGCCCCGCCGUUUGGGAUCGGCUGUGGGAUCCCCCCCGCCCAGCUUUAGGAUCGGCCGCGGGAUCAGCCCCGGCCUCGGGAUCGGCCCCAGGUCCCCGCGGCCAUGACGCCGUACCGGCAGGAGCUGGAGAAGUACCGCGACAUCGACGAGGACAAGAUCCUGCAGGAGCUGUCCCCGGAGGAGCUGGCGCAGCUGGACGCCGAGCUGGCCGAGAUGGACCCCGAGAACGUGCUGCUGCCCGCGGGGCUGCGCCAGCGCGACCAGACCCACAAGAGCCCCACGGGACCCCUGGACCGGGACGCGCUCCUGCAGCACCUGGAGCGGCAGGCGCUGGAGGCCGAGGAGCGCCAGGACCUCGUGCCCUUCACCGGCGAGAAAAAAGGGAAGCCGUUUGUCCCCAAGGCGGCGGCGCCGGCGCUGCCGCGGGAGGAGCAGGUGACGCUGGAGCCGGAGCUGGAGGAGGCGCUGGCCAACGCCACCGAGGCCGAGAUGUGCGACAUCGCCGCCAUCCUGGGCAUGUACACGCUGAUGAGCAACAAGCAGUACUACGAUGCCAUCUGCAGCGGGAACAUCUGCAACACCGAGGGCAUCAACAGCGUGGUGCAGCCGGACCGGUACCGGCCGGUGCCGGACGAGCCCCCGAACCCCACGGACGUGGCCGAGACGCUGCGGCGGCUGCAGGACAACGACCCCGCGCUGCACGACGUCAACCUCAACAACAUCAAGGACAUCCCUGUCCCCACGCUGGAGGCCAUCUGCGAGGCCAUCAAGACCAACACCCACGUGCGCAGCCUCAGCCUGGUGGCCACGCGCAGCAACGACCUGGUGGCCAACGCGGUGGCCGAGAUGCUGGAGCAGAACCAGAGCCUGCAGAGCCUCAACCUCGAGUCCAACUUCAUCACCAGUGCGGGAAUGCUGCGGCUGCUGGCGGCCAUCGGCCACUGCCCCACGCUGAGCGAGAUCCGCGUGGACAACCAGUGCCAGCGCCUGGGGGACACGGUGGAGAUGGCCAUGGCAGCCACGCUGGAGCAGUGCCCGUCCCUGCUGCGCUUUGGUUACACCUUCACCCUGCAGGGCCCGCGGGCGCGCGCCGCCGCCGCCCUCACCCGCAACAACGAGCUCCGUCGCCAACAGAAGAAAUCCUAAAAAUUUCCUCUGUGCCCGCACCGAGCUCAGGAAUAAAGGGAAUAAAGUGGAAAAAUGGUCCCAAAAAA